Molecule: messenger RNA, 2512 nt
Organism: Mesoplodon densirostris (Blainville's beaked whale)
Lineage: Eukaryota; Metazoa; Chordata; Mammalia; Artiodactyla; Ziphiidae
Gene: GALNT11
Product: polypeptide N-acetylgalactosaminyltransferase 11
Exons: 12
Coding region: 216-2042 (608 amino acids)
Biological process (GO): regulation of Notch signaling pathway
Cellular component (GO): Golgi apparatus
Molecular function (GO): Notch binding
Source: RefSeq, a predicted model, not a curated record
AGGCCGCGGCGCGGGCACUGGUCGAGCGCGGGGGGCGCUGGUGUGCCUGCUCCUGCGUUUUCUUGCCGGCAGCUCCGCCCGCUGCGGCGAAUGAGGCUCGGACCCGGGCCGUGGCGGGAGGGAAGAUGCCACAGCCUGAGUCCCGAAAGGCCGGGGUCCUUCGCUGCCGGCGUCGGGGAAACUGAAAAUGGCCCUUCAGCUAUGCUAGGUCUAUAAUGGGAAGUGUCACAGUUCGAUAUUUCUGUUAUGGAUGCCUUUUUACGUCUGCAACCUGGACGGUUUUGCUUUUUGUUUAUUUCAACUUCAGUGAAGUGACUCAGCCACUUAAGAAUGUGCCCAUCAAGGGGUCUGGGCCCCAUGGACCAUUCCCCAAAAAAUUUUAUCCCCGUUUCACUCGAGGUCCAAGUCAAGUGUUAGAAUCGCAGUUCAAAGCAAACAAAAUUGAUGAUGUGAUAGAGAAUCAUAUUGAAGAUCCAGAAAGAGGCAACAUGAAAUUCUCUUCUGAACUGGGUAUGAUUUUUAAUGAACGUGAUCAGGAGUUGAGAGACUUGGGGUAUCAGAAACAUGCCUUCAAUAUGCUUAUUAGUAACCGCUUGGGCUACCACAGAGAUGUGCCAGAUACAAGGAAUGCGGCAUGUAAAGACAGGUCUUACCCGACGGAUCUGCCAGUCGCUAGUGUUGUUAUUUGUUUCUACAACGAAGCCUUUUCUGCCUUGCUCCGGACCGUGCACAGCGUCCUAGACCGCACGCCAGCCCGGCUUCUUCACGAAAUUAUCCUUGUGGACGAUGACAGUGACUUCGAUGAUGUGAAAGGAGAACUAGAUGAAUACAUCCAAAAAUAUCUCCCUGGAAAGAUUAAAGUAAUAAGAAAUACAAAACGUGAGGGAUUGAUUCGAGGAAGAAUGAUUGGAGCAGCCCACGCAACAGGAGAAGUCCUGGUGUUCCUGGACAGCCACUGUGAGGUGAAUGUGAUGUGGCUGCAGCCCCUGCUGGCUGCCAUCCGGGAGGACCGGCAAAUGGUGGUGUGCCCGGUGAUCGACAUCAUCAGCGCUGACACGCUAGCCUACAGCUCGUCCCCUGUGGUGCGGGGAGGAUUCAACUGGGGGCUGCACUUCAAAUGGGACCUCGUUCCCCUUUCUGAGCUCGGAGGAACAGACGGAGCUACUGCACCAAUAAAGUCACCUACAAUGGCUGGAGGAUUGUUUGCCAUGAACAGAAACUAUUUCAGUGAACUUGGACAGUAUGACAGUGGCAUGGAUAUCUGGGGAGGAGAAAAUUUAGAAAUAUCAUUUCGGAUCUGGAUGUGUGGAGGUAAGCUCUUCAUCAUCCCUUGCUCUAGAGUUGGACACAUUUUCCGGAAAAGGCGACCAUAUGGUUCUCCGGAGGGCCAGGACACCAUGACACACAACUCCUUGCGGCUGGCACAUGUUUGGUUGGAUGAAUAUAAGGAGCAGUAUUUCUCCUUAAGACCUGAUCUGAGAACCAGAAGCUAUGGAAAUAUCAGUGAGCGUGUUGAAUUGAGGAAGAAGUUGGAUUGUAAAUCAUUUAAAUGGUAUUUGGAUAAUAUUUACCCAGAGAUGCAGAUAUCUGGGCCCAAUGCCAAACCCCAGCAACCCAUUUUUAUCAAUAGAGGGCCAAAACGCCCCAGAGUCCUCCAACGUGGAAGGCUCUAUCACCUCCAGACCCACAAGUGUCUGGCAGCCCAGGGCCGCCCAAGUCAGAAGGGAGGCCUAGUAGUGCUUAAGGCAUGUGACUACAGUGACCCAAAUCAGAUUUGGAUUUAUAAUGAAGAGCACGAAUUGGUUUUAAAUAAUCUCCUCUGCCUGGAUAUGUCAGAAACUCGCUCAUCAGACCCACCACGACUCAUGAAGUGCCAUGGGUCGGGAGGAUCCCAGCAGUGGACCUUUGGGAGGAAUAAUCGGCUGUACCAGGUGUCAGUUGGACAGUGCCUGAGAGCGGUCGAUCCACUGAGUCGCAGAGGUUUUGUUGCCAUGGCCAUCUGUGAUGGCUCCUCCUCACAGCAGUGGCAUUUGGAAGGUUAAGGUGGAUGCUGUGGCUGGAAUGGUGAUGUGUCAUGCUUGUCCUCAACAUGGAGACGCCUGGGACACUAGCAGAGGUGAGACGGCAGCCACAGUAGAGGUCGCAGCCCCGAGUGACCACCGGGAGGUGGAGAAGUAUUGGUUCACCAAGGGGUUCCGGUCAUUUCCCAGCUGCUGUUAAGGGAUGUCUUACUUACGGUAGGAAACCAGAAGCAGUUUUAACUCUCUAAAGAGUCAGGUGUGUAUAGAAGGAUAAAGUCCAGGAAAUUGAUGUGUCUAUUCAAAUUUAUUUAUGCUUCUAAAUAAUGGAGUGGCGUUUAUCCGAUCAGGAACUUGUCAUGAUUUCCUUUCUUAGAAGAUUUUGUAGAUGACAGUUAAUUUUUUUUUAAUUUCUAAUACCAUGUUCUAAAUAGUUUUAAAUAAACUGAUUGAAUCCACAUUAAACUUCAGAAGGCAUCAUUUAUAAGAUUAUA